Messenger RNA from Monosiga brevicollis MX1, 2571 nucleotides. RefSeq lists its product as uncharacterized. The coding region runs from base 1 to 2571 and encodes 856 amino acids. Gene Ontology annotation, molecular function: protein binding. The record is from RefSeq and is a predicted model, not a curated record. The transcript is spliced from 4 exons. Gene Ontology annotation, cellular component: membrane. Lineage: Eukaryota; Choanoflagellata; Craspedida; Salpingoecidae.
AUGCAUACUGUAGACCAUCUGCGACUGUGCUUGACCACGGCACGGGGGGCCACAUGCGAUGCGGCGGUCCAAAUUGGCACUGGGGUGGCCAGCACGGGGCGUGCCCUUGGUGCAGCUCUGAGAGCCGCCCCGCAUCAAGUCGCGACUCAAACUCGAGAUGCUGUUGUGUACUACCGUCAUGCCCCCACUGCCCUGCGGCGUGAGCUCGUGUCAGGGUUUACCAUUGCCGUCCUGCAAAUUCCCGAAUCGGUGGCCUUUUCCUUUGUCGCCGGCCUGGACCCCAUUUACGGUCUUCGGGCCACCAUUUUUAUAGGUUUCAUCGCCGGCCUCCUUGGCUCUCGCCCAUGCAUGGUUAGCGGCGCCGCCGGCGCCAUGGCCGUAAUUUUAGCGGACCUCACGGGCCCUGGUGGCGUGUGGCGUGACGGGCAGUUUAGCGAUCAGGAAGUGAACAGCCUUGUCAACAUCACUCUCAUGAUCACCGGCGGUUUGCAGGUGGCAAUCGCCAUUCUGGGUUUGGCCCGCUUUGCGCGCCUCAUCCCCUUUACAGCCAUGAUUGGCUUUAUGAAUGGGCUGGCCAUCAUCACUCUCAUUUCUCAGCUCGCCUCCUUCAAAGAGUGUCCGGGCGCCACGUACGACGUUUGCGCCCGUGCCGAUACGCUCGAGUGGAUGCCCAUCAACGAUGGUCGCACCUGGAUGGUGAUUCUGGAAAGUCUCAUGUCCACAGCCAUCACGGCGCUCCUUCCUCGUUGGCGUGCCAUGCACCGCUAUGUGCCUGCAGCCCUCGUCUCCCUUGUCCUGGUGACCGUCUUUGAGCAUGCAAUCAAUCGCCCGGCCAUUGGCCUCCCGACCCGUACAGUCGGAGAAACGGCCCCUCUCCCCGGCAAUUUUGCGGCUCCUCGCUUUCCCACCAAACCCGAGGCAGCCGACUGGGGCACCAUGCUGCAGUACAGCGCUAUCCUCGCCAUGGUUGGAGCUAUCGAAUCCAUCGUCACCUCCGAGGCGGUAUCUGAACUGCUCCAAGAGCCCGGUGACCGUUGGGCCUCAACACGCGAAUGUGUGGCCCAGGGCUUGGGUAACUUUGUUUCGGGCCUGUUCAGCUCUAUGGGUGGGGACGCCAUGAUCGGGCAAUCCACCGUCAAUGUCAUGAACGGUGCUAGACAUCGCCUUUCGUCCACCUCGGCCUCGGUCUUCCUCAUUAUCAUUGUUGUAGCGCUGGCGCAUGCCAUUGAGAUUGUGCCCGUGGCUUGCCUCAGCGGCAUUCUCUUUGUCAUUAUCAGCAAGACCUUCCACUGGCCCACCUUUCGUCUGCUGUUUCAGCUGGCCUGGCCUGAUAGCUUGGGGAUCAUCCUCGUCACGGUGCUAGCCGUCACCACAAAUCUGGCGUAUGCCGUCUUGGCCGGUGUUGUUUGGCGUGCACUGGUUCACGCCUAUGCCAGUGGCGAGCUUAUUCACUGCCGCACUGAGCUGCGCCCUGCUUCCGGUGAUCCUGACAAAGCCGAUAAGCCGGGCACACCGCAGGCAUCACAGAAGCCGGACCACCAGAACGGCGAUCCACUGCCCUUUGCUUCUGCAGAGAGGAAGCGAACAGACAGUGGAGCCUCUCUGUUGAGCACCGAAGGCGCGACCCCGUCCACUACCAUCGUUAUUGCCGACCCGACCGAAACAACGAUGCCCGACGUCCAAGAGAACGGCUGUCCCUCGCCGGCAGAUAGUGGGACUGAUGUAGCCAGCCCGCACCAAUUGCAGGAAAAGGUCUACUACUUUAGUGGACCGCUGUUCUUUGGUUCGGCCUCAACCUUUCGGGGUGCCUUUGACCCGGCCCACGACCCCAGACGCGUUGUCAUUGACUUUUCCGCCGCACUGGUGUCUGACUUUUCCGCUAUUUCGGCAUUGCGUGGAGUCUGCAAGCGUUACCAGCAACUCGGAAAGAAGGUCGUGGUUCAAGGCCUCGACGCUUACGGACGCGCGCACAUGCUCCGGCAUCACAAGCUGCGCUACUUUGCUGACCCGCAUGUCAGCCGAGAUGACAUGGACAUGGAUCCAGCAGGUGUGCCGAUGGAUAUAGCAGGUGUGCCGAUGGAUCCAGCAGAUGUGCAGAUGCCUCCUCUCAACAUGCUUCAUAUAUUCCAGCCCGAAGGGGAUGAGCUAGGUCAACUCGCGCAGACGCCCUUGAGUGACGAUGUUGUCCGGCAGCUUUCAAGUCUUCGGCGACGCCCGACCACUUGUGUCUCACAGGCGCUGCUUCGUGACUGCGAACUUGACGUUGACGCACGUGACGAGCAGAAUGGUUGGACGCCGCUGCACUUUGCCUGUCGCUACGCACACCCAGAGAUCGCGCGCGUACUGCUCCGGGACUUUGGCGCCAGCCUCUCUGCUGCAACGACAGAAGGAGAUUUGCCCUUGCACUGCGCAUGCAAGCACGGCGAUCCCGGCAUUGUACGGCCUCUUGUGCAAGACGAGCGUGCGGACGUCAACGUAUGCAACAAGGUUCGAUUUGUGCUCGAUCUGUGCCCGCGCAUCUGCCCUUUGAGUCCCACUGGCGGAGAAACUGGCACUCAAUGCUUUCACUGA